Messenger RNA from Raphanus sativus (radish), 5102 nucleotides. RefSeq names its product protein transport protein SEC16B homolog. Gene Ontology annotation, cellular component: ER to Golgi transport vesicle membrane; endoplasmic reticulum exit site. The record is from RefSeq and is a predicted model, not a curated record. The transcript is spliced from 13 exons. NCBI's taxonomy places the organism in Eukaryota, Viridiplantae, Streptophyta, Magnoliopsida, Brassicales, Brassicaceae. The coding region runs from base 678 to 4712 and encodes 1344 amino acids. Gene Ontology annotation, biological process: autophagy; Golgi organization; COPII vesicle coat assembly.
GAGCUAAAAUAACUGAUCAACGGAUGAAAGAAACGGUUGGUUAAGGGGGAACGAUCCAACCGUUGGAUUCACCAGAUCUGUGGGGGAGAACAACAAAGAGAGAGAGAGAGAGAGUCAGUGCCCUCGUCCUUCCUCCUCUAACGUAAAAACCAGAAAUGAAAAAAAAAUGAGGUAGGAGAGAUGACAUCUGGAUCAUAAGGCAUUUCGUCAAGCACGUUGUGCGCAUCUUCUCCAGCGAGGUAGAAUCUCAAAUCUCAACACGAAGAUUGGAAAUCAAAACGUAUUAUUUUUAUUGAUGAAGCUGUCGGCACAAAGAAACGUAGUCAUUGUCUCCGGAGACGCAGAUGUGGGGCAAUCUCGCAGACACAACAGAUCUUAGCUUUUGAAGGAUCCAGAUCGGUCCACCAAUACUUGAUUUGCAUCAUAUAGAAAAGAAAUAAUGUCAAUGGGAGGAGAUUGUUUUGUUUGGUGAGAUCAGCUUGGGUGAGAAUGACAUUCGAAGAUUGAGAAAGAAAGAGCUUUAGAUCAAUUUUGGGUGGAUCCGAUAAACUCAACGACAAAUUAGGUUUUGGAUCGGAGUCUAUGACUCUAUGGCAUCAUCAUUGCUUUAUUUGAUCGCUUAGAAUUACUUUAUUAUUUUUUUUUCUUUUGGCAUUGGAUCUCUCUUUCUCUCAUUGAUGGCAUCGGCUUCUCAAUACAUGAUGAUGGAAGAUCAGACGGAUGAGGAUUUCUUCGAUAAACUUGUCGAUGAUUCCUAUUCCCCCACCCAAGCUCAGGCUUCGUCUUCUGCCAAACAGAUGACAUUCGAUGACGGUAGUGACUCAGAUGACAUCAGAGCCUUUUCGAAUCUCUCUCUUGUUAAAGGCGAUGAAAAUGGGACAUUGAAUGAAGCUGCAGAGCCGGGGAACAACGACGUUGGCUCGAGUAAAGAAGAGCCUUCAUCUAUUGCUUUGGAAGAAGAAGAAGAUGAUGUCGUCCAGAAUGAUGCUAAUAAUAAUAAGUUAAGUGAUGAUGAUGUGAUGAGACUGGAAGUGGAUGAUGAUGAUGAUAAGCCGCUGUCUGAAACAGGUAAAGAAAGCAAGGUGGUUAAUGAGGCAGGGGGGAGUCAUGGGGUUAAGGAGAUUGAUUGGGGCGCCUUUGGUGCGGAUUCGUCUGCAAAUGACGGUCGUGGCUUUGGUUCUUACUCUGAUUUCUUCACCGAGUUUGACGGACAUUUACAAGGGAAGGCGGAGGUUGAUGGUGGAAACUUGGUAUCCAAUGCUGAUGAUACAAACAACACAAGCGUUGUUGCCUCGGCAGGUUUCGAGCAACAACAUCAGGGUGAAGUGGUUCUGGAUUCUACAAGUGGGCAGUACGUGGAUAACAGUCAAUCUUGGGAGAAUAUGUAUCCUGGGUGGAGAUAUGAUGCAAAUACUGGCCAAUGGUAUCAAGUUGAUGGUCAAGAUGCAAGCAUGAUUUCACAGGAGAGCUACGGUAACUCAGCGAGUAACUGGGAAGGCGUUGCUGCUGAUAAUUCAACCGCUACAGUGGCUGAGAAUGUGUCUGCUUGGAACCAGGUUUCACAAGUGAGCAAUGGAUAUCCAGAGAACAUGGUCUUUGACGCCCAGUAUCCAGGGUGGUACUAUGACACAAUUGCUCAAGAAUGGCGCUCUCUGGACAGCUACAACCAGGCUUCUCAAACACCUCAAGCCCAUGAUCAGAAUGGUCAUGCUAUGUAUCACAAUAAUAGCGAGAGUAGCAUGUAUAAUGUUAAUGAUACAAAACAGACAUUCCAAGGCCAAGAAUUUGGUAUGCAGAGCCAACAAGGAAGUUGGGACCAAUCUUACUCUGCCAACAACCAGCAAACUACAAACACAUGGCAAUCAGGAAAUGGAGGUCAGGCGGAGGCAGCUGUAACUUCUGCCUCGUUAUCAAAUUUUGGAGGAAACCAGCAAGUAAAUAAUUUGUACAACACAAGAUCUGUGGCUGAACAGUUCAAGCCAAAUGAGACUGGAGUUCAAGGCUUCAUCCCCCAGCAUAUGAAUGUGGCUAGUGUCACGCAGAAUGGACCAUUGAGUUUCUCAAAUGAUUUUUAUAAUAGCCAGCAGCAAUACGUAGAUGAUGUUCAACAGUCAUACCAGAGCAAUCAGGUUUUCUCCCCAAGUGCAGGAAGAUCACCUGAUGGGCGUCCACCACAUGCACUUGUCAAUUUUGGGUUUGGCGGAAAGAUCAUUGUUAUGAAGGAUGAUAAUGGUUCUUUCCAGAAUUCAUCAUUUGGAAGUCAGAAGGGAACUGGGGGAAGCUCUAUCUCUCUCGUAAACUUGGCAGAAGUUAUUUGUGGGAGUGCCUCUUAUCCAAGUCCUGGGGAAAACUCUUCCAGUUACUUUCAUUGUCUGCAUCAACAACCUCUUCCAGGUCCCUUGGUUGGAGGAAAUGUUGGAAGUAAAGACUUAAAUAAGUGGUUUGAUGAGAGAAUCUUACACUGUGAAUCUUCUGGCAUGGAUUUUUCUAGUGGGAAGCUUUUAAAAAUGCUACUUUCUUUGCUCAGAAUAUCUUGCCAGUAUUAUGGGAAACUCCGGUCUCCUUUUGGAACUGAUACAACGCAGAAGGAAACGGAUUCUGCCGAGGCAGCAGUCGCUAAACUUUUUGCAUUUGCCAAGAAAGAUGCCGUACAAAAUGGUUAUGCUCCUUUUAGCCAGUGCUUGCAGCAAUUACCACCAGAAUCACAACUGCAAGCAACUGCUUCAGAGGUACAGAAUCUUCUGGCUUCUGGUAGGAAAAUGGAAGCUCUCCAAUGUGCACAAGAAGGUCAUUUGUGGGGACCUGCACUUGUUAUUGCGGCUCAACUUGGCCAACAGUUCUAUGGUGACACUGUCAAACAAAUGGCCCUUCGCCAGCUCGUACCUGGGUCACCUUUACGGACAUUGUGCCUUCUGGUUGCAGGGCAACCCGCUGAAGUGUUCUCCACUGGAAGUACAAGCGAUCUCAGCUCUCCUGGUUCCUUAAAUGUGCCUCAACAGCAAGCCCAGUUUGGAAGUAGCAGCAUGCUUGACAAUUGGGAAGAGAAUCUGGGUGUAAUAACUGCCAACAGGACCACAGAUGAUGAACUUGUGAUAACACAUCUUGGAGAUUGCAUGUGGAAAGAAAGGGGCGAGAUAAUGGCAGCGCAUAUUUGCUAUUUAAUCGCGGAUAAGAACUUUGAUCAAUACUCAGAUAGUGCCAGACUUUGCCUUGUCGGAGGGGACCACUGGAAAUAUCCUCGAACAUACGCAAGUCCAGAGGCUAUACAGAGAACAGAGUUAUAUGAAUACUCCAAGACGCUGGGAAACUCUCAGUUUAUCCUGUUACCGUUUCAACCAUAUAAAGUCAUAUAUGCCCAUAUGCUGGCUGAAGUUGGUAAACUUUCGGCUGCACAAAAGUACUGUCAAGCAGUAUUAAAAUGCCUCAAGACUGGCCGAUCUCCUGAAGCGGACACGUGGAAACAGUGUGUUUCGUCACUGGAAGAGAGAAUCCGUAUCCACCAACAGGGUGGAUAUACUGCGAAUUUGGCUCCAACAAAACUUGUUGGAAGACUGCUAAACCUUUUUGAUAGCACGGCAAAUCGUGUUGUUGGGGGCAUGCCGCCACCUGCACCACAUUCAACAACAGGAAGCCUUCAGUCAAAAGAGUAUCAUCACCAACAGCAGGAAGCUACUAAGUUACCUUAUAGUCAAUCGGUGAAUACAAUGUCAUCACUGAUGCCACCUGCUUCAGUGGAAUCUCUACAUGAGUCCGGUGGGAAUGUGAAGAGAACGGCAGUACAUACAAGAAGUGUAUCAGAGCCAGACUUCGGUAGAACGCCAAUACAGGAUCUGGCUGACUGUCCAAAAGAAAAGGUUGAAGGGGCGACAAAGUUGAAAUCAUCUGGGAGUGUGACAGGUUCGAGGUUUAGUCGAUUUGGUUUUGGCAUGCUAAAGGACACGGUAGGGAGGGUCUUACAGUCUCGGUCAUCAUCGAAAGAGGCAAAACUGGGCGCAGAAAAUCAAUUCUACUAUGAUGAUAAACUAAAGAGAUGGGUGGAGAAAGGUGUGGAACCCCCAGCCGAGGAAGCUGCACUGCCUCCUCCUCCAACAUUAGGCACUUACAAAAACAACUCACUGAGUUAUGAAAACAAAUCUGAGAUGAAUCCACCUAGCGGGAGCUGGAGUUCCAACGGCCCAACUCCGUCAGAGAAUUCUUCAGGAAUGCCACCACUCUCACAGAGUUCGAAUCAAUUCUCAGCUCGUGGACGUAUGGGUGUGCGCGCAAGAUACGUUGACACCUUUAAUCAAGGUCGUGGAAACUCUCAGACCAUGUUUCAGUCACAUCCUGCACAAUCUGCUAAACCACCAAUCCCUGCAAAAGCAAAAUUCUUUAUCCCAGCAACACCUGCAUCGUCUUCAAACGGCCAUGCAUCGGAACCAGCUGCUACUGAAACAAGACAGGAGGAGAACUCUGCAGAGGAAGUAGCAGCAUCUUCAAGGGCUCCACCACAAAUGACGAUGCAGAGAUUUCCAAGUAUGGACAACAUCCAAGUAAAUGGAUUGGGAAUAAGCGCCAACGGGGAUCAUCCUCCUCCUGCUUCCAGAAGAACAGCUUCAUGGAGCGGAAACUUCAACACCUCGUUUACGUCUCCAACUAGUCCACCAACUUUCAAACCAGUCUUACUAAACGGUGGCAGCAUAGUAGAGGAGCUUCAGGAAGUGGAACUUUAAAGUCACCAAGUUUGUGGUGAGUGUUGCAGGUAGGGAAGUUCUCGACACAUAAACCAAUCGAUUCCUUAUUUGAUCCAUGAGGAAAAUAGGGAGCCUCCUUCGUCUUCUUCAACUAUAGGGUCAUGCAGUAUAUUGCAGUUAGUAUAGAUGAUUCAUUGCUUCAUUUGAGUUUUGAGAAUGGAACCACGAGUUAUUUUCAGAAACUUGCAAAAUUAUAGCCUUUUAUAAUAAGGUCAAAUCUGACCAAUGUUUUCCUGUAUUUGGUAUUCAUUAUUUUUUUGUGAAGAGAGGUAAGGAGGAGUUGCACAAUGUUAUGUUACACAACUUGUAUUUAACACAUUUUCUGACCAUUGUUUUUCUUUAUGGAAUAUAUGUUUACAUAAAUGAAAA